This is a messenger RNA of Labeo rohita (rohu), 567 nucleotides long. RefSeq names its product protein shisa-5-like. Lineage: Eukaryota; Metazoa; Chordata; Actinopteri; Cypriniformes; Cyprinidae. The record is from RefSeq and is a predicted model, not a curated record.
AUGCACUCUCACGACAGCUCACCCUCCCCGGAGAAUGGAGACUCUAUCCCCAGGCGGUCCAGCUCAUUUGGAGUCGAUUCCGGAAAGCUCAGCGACAGUGGUGCUGCUAUUGGCAUGGCACUAGUGGGGGUUGUGAUCUUCAUCAUUGUGUUCAUCAUCUGCUGCUGCUGCCCCUGCUGCUAUAUCUAUAAAAUGUGUAGACAACCCAGACCUGUCGUAGGACCACAAGUAACCACAGUCAUGAAUAUGCAAACAUUCCAGCAGCCUGCAAUGCAGGGGAUCCAGUACACACAAUACCAACCAGUGCCGACUCAACCGGGUUGCGGUGGUCAGCCAAUGCAGAUGGGACCAUAUCAGGGACAGCAAUAUGCACCAGGACCCCCACCCUCAUAUCAAAUGGCCCCGAAGCCUGAAUAUCCCACUAGUCAGAGUGCAUAUCAUGGAGGCCAGGCCAUGUACCCCAUGCAACCACCUGCCCAGCCAGGUGUAGCUUAUAUGCAUUCAGAGACAUCGAGUCAGCCGGCCAACAACCCCGCCAAAGUGCAGCCACCAAACACCAGUUACUAA